Molecule: messenger RNA, 738 nt
Organism: Eimeria mitis
Lineage: Eukaryota; Apicomplexa; Conoidasida; Eucoccidiorida; Eimeriidae
Exons: 1
Coding region: 1-738 (245 amino acids)
Source: RefSeq, a predicted model, not a curated record
AUGGCUGCAGUGGUCCACUGGUCAGCUGCAGCAGAAGGCAGAUCUAUCUUCCUGCCGCUGCAACAGACCACCGGUUCGCUCCUUGAGCUCAGCAGCACCGCUGCUGCAGCAACACCCUCAGAAGAAAGCAGCAGCAACACAGAGGAGGCAGAAUCAGCCUCCAGCAAAGAAGGAGACGAAGAAGAGGCAUCACAGUCUGAACGACAACAAACAGAACAGAAACCGCAGCAGCAGCAGCAGCAGCAGCAGCAGCAGCAGGCCGCUGCUGAGGCUUCCAGCAGCGAGGCCGAGACUGCAGCAGGCGCGGGAGAGUCUGCUGCUGUGAGCUCUUCUGCUUCAGAGAAAGAAGCAGCAAGCAGCAACACAGAAGCAGCCAAGCAGCAGCAGCAGCAGCAGCAGCAGCAGCAGCAGCAAGCAACAGCUGCUGAAAGUGCUGCAGAGGCCGCAGAGUCAGCAGGCGAGUCGAAGCAGGCAGCAGCUACAGCAGCAGAAACAGCAGCUGAGCAGCAGCAGCAGCAGCAGCAGCAGCAGCAGCAGCAAUCAAACACUGCAGCAGAGUCAUCUACAGAGACAACAACAGCAGGGCCUCACCAGCCCCCGCGCAUGCAGACUAUUACGCCACACACACAUCCAGAAGCAGCAGCAGCAGCAGCAGCACCAGCAGCAGCAGCAGCAGCAGCACCCUCUGGCCCCCCUCAUGUAGAAGAAAUCACAGCUCGUGAGACACCAACACAAUAA